Messenger RNA from Lactuca sativa (garden lettuce), 1851 nucleotides. Its product is annotated as P-loop NTPase domain-containing protein LPA1 homolog 1. The record is from RefSeq and is a predicted model, not a curated record. Lineage: Eukaryota; Viridiplantae; Streptophyta; Magnoliopsida; Asterales; Asteraceae.
CAUAAACCCUUGACAUCUCUACCUAAACGAAACACCCUUCAUAGUUCUUCUCCAACUUGGAGUUGCAGAAGAUAAAGUGGGCAAGACAGUCGAAGAGGUGAAGUAGAUCUGAAGUGGGCGGCGUCGACCACGCUAUUGGGGUUGUCACCUCUCCGGUGUCGGCACGACAACGAUUUCUGGAAAAAAAUUCAUCAUGAUUUAUGUAUCUGGCCGGAGUUGGGAUUUCAAGAUCUGCAAACAAUUUGUGGAAUGCUAAGGGAGGAGUGGAGGUACUUUCAGGGGCUGUGGUAGGUGGACGGAUGGUUUCCUGCGAGUAGAGAUGAUCGGAGAUGAAGUAACCGAAGAUGAAGCUGCAACUCUAUUCUCAGCUGCAACUCUGAGCUUAAAACCAGACGAUGAAGAAGGACAAAUCAGUGUUAAUUGCAAGCCCUAACGAAACUACCGAAGCAAAUUCAUCUUUUUCAAACAGAGUAUUCCUUCCAGAAGAUGAAGAAAUGGAGAAGCAACAAACUACUAAUGACUUCCCUUUGCCAAUCGCCACUCGUAAUGGUUCCUCGAAAUACGAUUUCGUCAAGGUGAAAGUAUGGUUGGGUGAUAAUGCUGAUCACUACUAUGUCCUCUCUAGAUUUUUGCUUAGCAGAAUGUUGACUGUUACUAAGAUUCCUAAUCAUGUCGCUCUAAAAAUUGCCCUUGAACUCAAGAAGCUGCUCAUAGAUAAUAGCCUUCUGGACGUCUCUCAAUCUGAUCUGGAAGCUAAUUUGUUUAAGCUCAUGGAAAGGCGGGGCUAUGGGCAAGAAUAUAUAAAUCGUUACAAGAUGAUGACAAGAUUUCACCAUCAGCGAGUACCAUUAGUUAUUCUUGUAUGUGGCACAGCAUGUGUUGGAAAGUCAACAAUUGCUACCCAACUUGGUCAAAGGCUAAACUUGCCAAAUGUUUUACAGACGGAUAUGGUCUAUGAAUUGCUAAGAACAUCAACAGAUGCACCUUUGACAUCUUCACCUAUUUGGGCACGAGACUUUAGUUCAUCAGAGGAGCUAAUUACUGAAUUUUGUAGAGAAUGUAGGAUCGUUCGAAAAGGUUUGGCUGGUGAUUUAAAGAAAGCAAUGAAAGAUGGGAAACCGAUCAUUAUUGAGGGGAUGCAUGUGGAUCCUAGUAUAUAUUUAAUGGAUGAAGAGAACAAAUCACCACAUAAGGCUUCAAAAACAGAUGAAAAUGACUUAAAAGAAACAGAAAAUAAUGCUGAAAUUUCCAAGACAGAAACAAUUGGUGAAGAGUUGGAUAAAGUUUCGGAUGGGGUCAAAUCUGUUCAUAUUGUUGACCAAGUUGCUGAUGACAAUAAGCCUAUUUUAAGAAAAGAAAAAUCCAGGGUCACUGAACCAGUAAUAAUUCCUAUAGUACUUAAGAUGGCUGAAUUUGAUCAUAAGGCACUACUAGAAGAGUGGAUAUCUAGCAGAAAAUUCAGUGAUAAGUAUCCAAUCCAGGAAAAAGAUAAAGUGAUUAACAACUUAAAAACCAUCCAAGAUUAUCUGUGCUCAUUCAAGUCACAUGGAUUAACAGUUGCUAAUAUAUCUGCUACAACAUUCCCACAAACUCUUGAUUGGCUGCACAAUCAUCUCCUUCAGUGUAUUGAGCAAGGUAUAUCGACUGCCUCCAAAGGAAGCAGUAAUCAGACAACACAACAUGUGGAAGUUAAGAGUAGAGAUUAAUUAAUAUCUAGGAAAGUUGUUUGUUUUGUUUAAUGGAAUGGGAUGGAAUGGAUGAUUCCUGCAAUUCUGUAUAUUGACCUUUUUUGUAAGUAUAAAAAUGUUUUGUAGCAUUAACUAGGGUUGAUUAGUCUUUUUGAUCUUGAAA